AUGGGCAUGAAACACUCCUCCCGCUGCCUGCUCCUAAGGAGGAAAAUGGCGGAGAACGCUGCCGAGAACGCCGCCGAGGUGAGCAGUACCCCCUCUCAGCCCCCUCAGCCUGUGGUCCCAUCCAAGCCUGUGCAAUGUGUCCAUCAUGUGUCCACUCAACCCAGCUGUCCAGGACGGGGCAAGAUGUCCAAGCUGCUGAACCCAGAGGAGAUGACCUCAAGAGAUUAUUACUUCGACUCCUAUGCCCACUUUGGGAUCCACGAGGAAAUGCUGAAGGACGAGGUGCGGACGCUCACUUACCGGAACUCCAUGUACCACAACAAGCACGUGUUCAAGGACAAAGUGGUGCUGGACGUCGGGAGCGGUACCGGGAUCCUCUCCAUGUUUGCUGCCAAAGCAGGGGCCAAGAAGGUGUUUGGGAUUGAAUGCUCCAGUAUUUCUGACUACUCAGAGAAGAUCAUUAAGGCCAACCACUUGGACAACAUUAUCACCAUAUUUAAGGGUAAAGUGGAAGAGGUGGAGCUGCCUGUGGAGAAGGUAGACAUCAUCAUCAGCGAGUGGAUGGGCUACUGUCUCUUCUAUGAGUCAAUGCUCAACACGGUCAUCUUUGCCAGGGACAAGUGGCUGAAACCUGGAGGGCUUAUGUUUCCAGACCGGGCAGCUUUGUACGUGGUAGCAAUUGAAGACAGACAGUACAAGGACUUCAAAAUCCACUGGUGGGAGAAUGUCUAUGGCUUUGACAUGAGCUGCAUCCGGGAUGUUGCCAUGAAGGAGCCCCUGGUGGACAUCGUGGACCCAAAGCAAGUGGUGACCAAUGCCUGUUUAAUAAAGGAGGUGGACAUUUACACAGUCAAGACGGAAGAGCUGUCGUUCACGUCUGCCUUCUGCCUGCAGAUCCAGCGCAAUGACUACAUCCACGCCCUGGUCACCUAUUUUAAUAUUGAAUUUACCAAGUGCCACAAGAAAAUGGGGUUUUCUACAGCCCCUGAUGCCCCCUAUACCCACUGGAAGCAGACCGUCUUCUACCUGGAAGAUUACCUCACCGUCCGGAGGGGGGAAGAGCUCUAUGGGUCCAUCUCCAUGAAGCCAAAUGCCAAAAAUGUGCGAGACCUUGAUUUCACAGUAGACUUGGAUUUCAAAGGACAGCUGUGUGAAACAUCUGUAUCUAAUGACUACAAAAUGCGUUAG
Molecule: messenger RNA, 1188 nt
Organism: Pipistrellus nathusii (Nathusius's pipistrelle)
Lineage: Eukaryota; Metazoa; Chordata; Mammalia; Chiroptera; Vespertilionidae
Source: the annotation of a GenBank genome assembly